AUGUUUGACGAUCAGAUGCUUGGGUUUUUGGCCAAUUCACUUGGAAUCAGCUUGUUCAUGCUUGUCAUCGCUUACUAUUAUGUAAUGGCCGACCCCAGAUAUGAAGGCAAUUGAAGAAAUACAAGGUUUAUGGAGGCGCUUAACAAAACUUAUAUUUGAUAGGUUGUAGAUGACAUUAACACAGUUUGGGUUCAUAUAAUGCAUAAUUACUGUCAUGUAACCUUUGGAUGAAGACAGUUUUGAUAGACAAAAAGAUGACAACUCCUUCCUGAUCUAUUAUGCCUUUUAAUGUGGAACGAAUGUGUUGUUGAACACUUAACAACAAUUUAUUACAAAUUCAAAUACUACCUCCCUUUUUUUUA
Molecule: messenger RNA, 362 nt
Organism: Chenopodium quinoa (quinoa)
Lineage: Eukaryota; Viridiplantae; Streptophyta; Magnoliopsida; Caryophyllales; Amaranthaceae
Product: dolichyl-diphosphooligosaccharide--protein glycosyltransferase subunit 4A-like
Exons: 1
Coding region: 1-114 (37 amino acids)
Source: RefSeq, a predicted model, not a curated record